AUGUUAUAUGAGUUUUUAUUUCAGGAAUUUAGGAUUGACGAGAAACCUGGUUGUAAAAACAAAGUUUUAUAUUAUAUUCUCUUUAAAAGCCUGCGUUUGUCGGGUUUAACUUCAAAAUCACUACAAGAAACAUCGCAAGAAAUCAAUUUAUUGGAGGAUAUAAAUGAGGAGGAAAAGGUAGAACAAAUUUUAUUUGGUACAAAUAAAGUAGAAAGUGAGAAGACAGUAGAAGAUAAAGUUUAA
Molecule: messenger RNA, 243 nt
Organism: Funneliformis geosporum
Lineage: Eukaryota; Fungi; Glomeromycota; Glomeromycetes; Glomerales; Glomeraceae
Source: the annotation of a GenBank genome assembly